GGCUCAGUGCUGACAUGGACUCCAACAGCACGACCUCCGCUGAAAAACAACUUUUAGUGCGAACCUAAUGCGCUCCGGCUGCAGUGAGGAGGGGGGGAGAGCAGCUUCUGGAUCUGAAAAAGUUAAGACUUCUCGGUGUCGACGGGAACCAUCGAGGCUGUUUUUAGGAUCCCGUUUGGGGUUCGGUCACCUGUUGUCUUGAAAGUGCCACACAGAGAAGUUGCAUCACCAUGGAAACGGCCCUCCGCAGCCCUGGCGUGGACAACCAGUCGAAACCGUUCAUCACAAUCUUCAACUCUAGCUGUCGCUUCGACGAGGACUUCAAAUACAUCCUGCUGCCCGUGUCCUACAGUCUGGUGUUCGUGGUCGGCUUGGUGCUCAACGCUACGGCUUUGUGGUUGUUCCUAAAGAUGCGUCCGUGGAACCCGAGUACGGUCUUCAUGUUCCACCUCGCCCUGUCCGACUUCCUGUACGUCCUCUCCCUGCCCACCCUCAUCUACUACUACGCCAACCGCAGUCACUGGCCUUUCGGGGUGGCCGCCUGCAAAAUAGUGCGCUUCCUCUUCUACGCCAACCUCUACUGCAGCAUCCUGUUUCUCACCUGCAUCAGCCUGCACCGCUAUCUGGGCAUCUGCCACCCGAUCAAGGCGCUGACCCGGGUGAAGUCCCGCCAUGCCCACCUGGUGUGCGGCAUGGUGUGGGCCGUGGUGAGCGUGUGCCUGGUGCCCAACCUCAUCUUCGUCACCACCUCCAGGAGGGACAACGACACUUUGUGCCACGACACAACCAGCCAGGAGGCCUUUGAGGAGUACGUGGACUACAGCUCUGUUGUCAUGGUGCUCCUAUUCGGCAUCCCGUUCCUGGUCAUUGUGCUGUGCUACUGCUUGAUGGCGCGGGCCCUGUGCCGACCUCGAGGGGGGUUAUCCGCCAGCCAGCAGGGCGCCGCCUCGCGUCAGAAGUCCAUCAAGCUCAUCGUUGUGGUGUUGGUGGUGUUUGCCGUGAGCUUUGUCCCGUUUCACAUCACCCGGACGCUCUACUACACCUCCCGCGUUUUGAAACUUAAAUGUGAAUUCCUCAACAUUGUCAACUUUACUUACAAGAUCACCAGGCCGCUGGCCAGCAUCAACAGCUGUAUUGACCCAAUUCUGUAUUUCCUGGCUGGGGAUCACUACCGGGCCAGAAUGAUGGCUGCUCUGACCGGAAAAAGACAGACGACAAGCAACCAAACACCUGAACAGCCGCAAACACGGCCGAGGAAUCACCAUGGCAUCGCGCUGGUCUAUAAGAACACAGCCCUUAGAGCCAGUGAAGAUUUUAAGAGCUAGUGGGAAAUCUAUUGCAGACUACUGAAGUAUUAUACAUGUAUUAAAGAUGUCCGCUCCAGGCUAAGCUAACGCUUCUAACAGCACAUGCAGAAGCACCUGUUUUAUUUUUUUGCACUGAGAGGAGGUUUGGAAGAGAAUCAGUUUACUUAAACAGUCACUUACAGUAAAUUACUUAAUUCCAUCAAACUUCUGUAAUGCCUGUGCAUAAUAGGCAUAAGGACCAUGUCUCAAUUCACCUCAAGUUCUUGAGAAUACUGUGUUUUUAAGAUGAGGUUCAAAAGGGGAAGAGGUAGCUCAUGUCUCCUACCACAAAGAGAUUAUUACACCCAAGUGAAAAAAAGCUUCUGUGUACUGUUCUUCUUUGGUGACUAUGCAGAAGAAUAGUUUUGCUAUCAAAUUAUUGGAACAGAAUCUGAGACACUUUGGUAAAAGAGUUUGACACUAGCAGUCACAGGUGCAUUAAAGUAAUUCAUAUUUAGUUAGUGGAUUGUUGUCAUCGAUCACACCCAUUGAUCCAAAUAUUCAACUUAAUAUCCAGUGGAAGAUGACAAACAGCCAAGCCAUUGUGUCAGAAAAGAGGCAAUUAUGAGGCAAUCCUUUCUCUUGUAUCAACAAUGUCUGCAGCUACAGACAGUGCAGCUCCUGAUCCCAGCUGUUUUUUUCCUUCCACUUUCACAGCUGUCUUUUGCUCAACUGUGGAGAAAAGCAAUAAGGUUGUACUGGUCAGGACAUAUUUUUUCCCACGCAUUAGCAGUGGGAUAAGGGAUUUUUCCUUUUCUCUCUUCUACCUUUGGGAAUGAUACUUGGAAUUUAAAGCCCCCUUUUUCUAACAGCAAUUUAGUUGAACUCUUGAUGGAUUUGCAGGAUGUGAAAAUAGUGUGGAAAAGUUUGACUAAAUGCUACAGAGCAUUUGUCCCUCCACCCUCCAAUGCUGGAGCGGAUGUAUUCAUACAGUCUGUGUGUCAUGUGGUUCUUGUGAUAUUAAGUAUGAGCACUAUCUACAAAUAUGUUUUUGUAAUUACAGUUUGGUAUGUAUCAUAAAGUGUUGCAUCAUGAGUAGCUAGUGUUUACUGUUUGUCAUGUAACACCAGGUGAUUAUGCAAUGCGAGAAAACACUAAAGAUAUCAUUAAGCUCCAAUAUCUUAGUCAACUCGGCCUCGUGAGAAAAAAGAGCGAUGUCAAGUGAUGAAAUUCUGUCAUUUGUGUAAACUGUACAACUCGUGUUCAGCCAGAGUGAAACUAGCUCCACUUGCUGUGAUCGGAAUAGAUAGAGUGCUUGUUUUUAUUUUUAUUGGUUUAUUUGAUAGGGACAAUGCACAUUAACAAAAAAGUAUUUCUGUAAAUGCGCCAGAGUUAGCCAAGAGGCUAUUUUUCAUCUGUAGUCCCUAGACAGAUGUUAAAA
Molecule: messenger RNA, 2727 nt
Organism: Anoplopoma fimbria (sablefish)
Lineage: Eukaryota; Metazoa; Chordata; Actinopteri; Perciformes; Anoplopomatidae
Gene: p2ry4
Product: pyrimidinergic receptor P2Y4
Exons: 2
Coding region: 231-1325 (364 amino acids)
Biological process (GO): G protein-coupled receptor signaling pathway
Cellular component (GO): plasma membrane
Molecular function (GO): G protein-coupled UTP receptor activity
Source: RefSeq, a predicted model, not a curated record